AUGGCCGAAAACACAACAACACCAACUGAGCAGCCGCCCGCCGCCCCUGCUGCUGCUGCUCCCGCUGCUGUUGCUGGCGAUGCGGCCGCCCCCGAAGGCGAAGCUGGCCCCUCCAAGAAGGCUCUCAAGAAGCUACAAAAGGAAAAGGAAAAGGCCGAAGCAAAGGCUAAGCGUGCUGCCGAACACGCUGCCAACCAGGCUGCUGCUCAGGCCGCUGCCGGAAACACCGAGGAUCUCGCCAAGGACAACUACGGCGAUGCCACCCCCCAGACCAAGGUCGACGCCGAGCGAGUCAACCUGCGCUCUGUCGACGACUCGCUGAUUGGCAAGCCCGUCAAGCUCCGUGCCUGGAUUCAGAACUCACGCAUGCAGGGCGCCAAGAUGGCCUUUGUCGAGCUUCGUGAGGAGCGUGACUGGGCCAUCCAGGGUGUCGUGGCCGCCAACCCCGAAGGCAAGCCCGUCAGCAAGCAAAUGGUCAAGUGGAUUGGCACCGUCAACAUUGAGUCCUUUGUCCUCGUCGAGGGUACCAUCCAGAAGCCCCUCGAGCCCGUCAAGUCGGUCCGCGUGUCCAACUACGAGCUGCACAUCACCAAGCUGUACGUUGUCGCCCGCGGCCCCGAGGUCCUGGGCAUGGGUCUGGCUGUCGCCAACCGCCCCGUUGCCAACUUUGACGAUGCUGCCGAAGAGGCCGAGGACCCUGCUGUUAAGGAGGCCCGCGAGGCUGUCGAGGCUGCUGCCAUUGACGGCGCCGCCAUCCCCAGCGCGUCCAUGAACACCCAUCUGUCCAACAUUGCCAUGCACAAGCGUGCCCCCGUCCAGCAGGCCAUUGCUGAUGUCCGUGUCGCCGUGCGCAAGCUGUUUGCCGAGUACCUCGACAACCAGGGCUUCAACCAGUUUGAGCCACCCUGCCUGAUUGGUGCUGCCUCCGAGGGCGGCUCCAACGUCUUUGGCAUGCCGUACUUUGACAAGCAGGCGUUCCUUGCCCAGUCGCCGCAGUUCUACAAGCAAAUGGAGAUUGCUGGUGGCCGCAAGCGUGUGUACUGCAUUGGCCCUGUGUUCCGUGCCGAAAACUCCAACACCCCGCGCCAUAUGACCGAGUUCACUGGUCUCGAUUUGGAAAUGGAGAUUGAGGAGUCGUACCACGAGGUCAUGCUCAUGCUCGAGAAUGUCCUGCUCUACAUCUUCCGCGGCAUUGCUACGCGCUGCGCCGAGCAGAUUGCGCUGAUCCGCACCAUCUACCCCUCUGAGGAGUUCCUGCUGCCCGAGCCGGGCCAAGAGGUCCGCCUCACCUUUGCUGCCGGCCAGGCCCUGCUCCGCGCUGAGGGUCCUGAGGAGUACCGCAAUGUCUCUGACGACGAGGACAUGUCGACAGCCCAAGAAAAGGCUCUUGGUGCGCUCAUCCGCGCUAAGUACAAGACCGACUUCUACAUCCUCGACAAGUUCCCCGAGGGUGCCCGCCCCUUCUACGCCAUUGAGGACCCCGAGAACCCCAAGGUCACCAACGCCUUUGACUUCUUCAUGCGUGGCCAGGAGGUCCUCUCUGGUGGCCAGCGUAUCCACGACCCCACGACCCUUGAGGCCCGUAUCCGCAAGAAGGAUGUCGACCCCGCCAGCCCUGGUAUCAGGGAGUACGUCGAUGUCUUCCGCUCUGCUGGCUGCCCUCCCCACGGCGGCGGUGGUAUUGGUCUCGACCGUGUUGUUGCUUGGUACCUCAACCUGCCCUCUGUCCAUCUUGCUAGCUACUACCCUCGCACGCCUAAGCGUCUUACUCCAUAA
Messenger RNA from [Torrubiella] hemipterigena, 1776 nucleotides. Lineage: Eukaryota; Fungi; Ascomycota; Sordariomycetes; Hypocreales; Clavicipitaceae. The record is from the annotation of a GenBank genome assembly.